Homarus americanus (American lobster) is the source of this 3845-nucleotide messenger RNA. RefSeq lists its product as uncharacterized. The record is from RefSeq and is a predicted model, not a curated record. Gene Ontology annotation, molecular function: protein binding. Lineage: Eukaryota; Metazoa; Arthropoda; Malacostraca; Decapoda; Nephropidae. Bases 385 to 3807 code for a protein of 1140 amino acids. The transcript has 9 exons.
ACCACAUCAAAGGGACCCCCCACCAUUGAAGGGACUCUCCACAACACUAUAAGACUCCCCUCACCAAGGUCCACCACGAUCCUACUCGACCCCAAGACCUCCUUUUCAAUCCUUCAAGAGAUCGUAUAGGACUCCUCUGCUCUGUCAUCAUCCCAAGGCUUCCACGACAUCCAGACGCCCCAUAGUCCCAUCCCAGAGCCCAGGACGUCUUAAAGAGCAUCCGGGAGGAGGAGGAGGAGGAGGAGGAGGAGGAGGGGCAGGGCAAGAAUCAUGGUGGCGUUGAGGGGAUACAGGUCUUCAGCCACUACAGGAGGGAACUAGACCACACCGCCACCAGCUGAGGCAACUAGAGUGGUCGUCGUCCUCGCCUUCGCCUUCGUCAGGAUGCGAUUGUUCAGGCGGCGCAGCAGUGACCCUGCCCCACGCCUCGUCUCCCUCUCCCCCCUCAGGACUGACCCCGUGUACGGCGACACCACCUCCUAUAGCGACGCUCCUCCGGUGUGUGCCGCGCGCCCCCCAGCACCCACACCCCUGUCCCAGGACGAUGGCGAGGAGGAAGACGUGUACUCCACGGUGGACGGAGACGAUGAAGAAGAGGACGUGGAGGAGGCGAUCUACUCCACCCUGGACGAGGUGCGGGGAGGCCCUCAGGUGAUCUACUCCAGCGGCAGCAUCAGCAGCUCGGCCGGCGUCGUCACCAGCUACUACACCGCUGUGCCUGCCCUGGUGGUGGAGGAGGUGGUGGCUGGUCGAGCACAGGCCCCCGACACGCCCUCUACCGCUGCCAAGAAGGGGUUCUCAACAUGGGGGAAGAAGAUGGGCAAGAAGCUGGAGCAGCUGACGCGAGGUGAAAGCAAGGAGCACAUCCACUUCCCCCUGGGGUCCACCCGCACCCGCCGGAGGAACUGGCGACCCAACAAAGAUGCAGAGACGCUACCGGCGGCGGCGACGAAAGAUGCAAAACCUGCGCCCCGUCAACCACGCAGGGCCAAGGUGGAUCGCGUCGAGAGUAUCCGUAACCUUUUCCGUCGCUCUCGUAGUUGGGAUUCCGCGAAGGACUUAGAGGACCUACCGGCAGCGAGGGUCACUAACACCUCUGACUCGAGUGCUGACGGUGCUAAGGGUCUCGCUGACGACCCUGACAAUGUGUACGAGUCACUCAAAGACGUUGAUAACGAGCCAGUGGGCAUGAAGCAUUCGGUGUUGUUUAGAAGUGCUUCCACGUCCCACCUGCCGAGUUGUGACGUGAGCGUGGAGGUAGAGAGUGAGAGCCGGGUGGAGGGCACGGCGGAGGGCGGAGAAGAACUCGGGGAAGGCGAGUGUGAGGGAAAGACGAAUGAGAGUGAUAAGUCAACCAAGAAAGGUCAAUUUCCGUACGCAUUCCUUAGAUCCAGACUGACCUCGGUCGCGGAGGAACAAGCGACCGCCAGGGAUGAGUGUGGUGACAGCGGGCGCGGGACUGGCAGCCAUUGCGGCAGCAUCUCUGACGUGAGAACCUCUUACUCGGAGACAUCCGACUCUAAGUCUUCGUUUUCGGAAAAUUCCGACACAAAGUCGUCUUGCUCAGACUCGUCAGAUAAUAAAUGGGUUCGUGAAGAGGAGGAAGAGGAUGGGGAAGAUACAGUGAGGGGUGAGGAAGGGGGGAGUGCUAGGGUCAGCAGGGGGGAAGCAGGAGACACCAAGUCUUCAGCUAGGGACGUCGUCUCGCCCAUCCCCGCGCCCACUGGCUUCGGUGAUGGGGAUUUUGUAGUGACUGUGCGCGUGCAGGGGACGGCGGGGGAAGACGCCCGCAGCUCCACCGUUUACAUCCAGCGAGAGGCUAGUGAGGGCUGCGGUGACCACGUCUCCAGGAAGAGCAAACCUCUCAAACAGACCACAGAGAGUAAAUUAGGCGGCUCUGUAAAGGGUGUCGGGAGUCUACCUCUGCUGACGGAUGAGGAGAAACUUCGGGCGAGGAAGGGUGAAUGUUGUCACCACUGCCACCGCUGCAGUGACCACCUGCAGCCACAGGAGGGAUCGCUGCCACCAGUCAAGUGGCGCCCGCGGUCCCAACCUCGCCUCCACACCCGCAUGAGCUACCCGGCCUCCUCCAGUUCUGUCGACACCCUAUACGAAGUCAUCUACCCUGAGGACGCUUACCCGAAACGCGCCUCCCUCGACCUAGACCGUCUGGACCGGUUGGACAGACUGAAUCGGUUAGAACGGUUUGAUCGGCUGGCACGAGAUGACAGAGUCAUAGACAACGUGUUAGAGACCAGACGUCGGUACUCCCGGUCCGCCUCUUUGGAUCGUGCAGAGUCGUGGCGGUGGCGGGACUCCGUCGUGACUGAAGACUGCGACACCGACUCCGUGUACAGCGAGACUGGGUACCGACGACGGGCGCCCAGUUUACCCCGACCGACGCCCACACCCGCCUCACUACCACAGCCGCCACUAACCAACAAGAGCUUCAGGCUGGUGCGGCUGGUGAAGGAGGACGCUGACGAGGGCUUGGGACUCUACAUAUCAGGCCAAAGGACGCUGGGCUACGUCAUCGCUCACAUCCUGCCAGGGGGCCUCACCGACAGGGAUGGUCGGUUGCGUGUCGGGGAUGAGAUUAUAAAUGUUAACGGAAGGCGGCUACGAGGUGUGACUCUGGAGGAAGCACGUCAUAUCCUUCGCCACACACCAUCUGAGGUUGAUGUUGUAGUGGCACGGGAGCCAGACACCCCCGCACACGAGUCCCUCUAUUCAGACUUUGACGUGGCAUCGAUGACGAGUGGACGGGUUGACUCACGAGUGGAGACUCGAGUAGACUCCCGUGUAGAUAGCACAUAUGAAGAGGAAGAGGCAUCCUUAGAUGUCCGCCACCAUGCCUAUCAUAAGAAUUGUCAUGAAUAUGACCACAGGCAUGAAGAUGAUGAUUUAGAAGAUGAUACACUGAACCUACGAGAUUUAGGACACCAUCUAGAGCCCAGUGACAUGCUAGGUGAAGGGCAGUGUUGUCCCCGUGAUCUUCCUGACCUGCCUCCUGAUCAUCGGAUUGGUUCUCGGGAUCUGCCUGACUUGCCUAAUGACCUACACUGCUGCUCUCAUGAUCUCCCUGGUGACAGUGACCUCCAUGUGUGUUCAAGAGAGUCCAGAGGAUGUAGGGACAUGCGGGAUCCUAGGAAACGGCGACGUCUGGACUCUCUCCGAGAGGAAGGUGUAGUCAAAGCUGUCAUGGUCCGCACAGUGUCCGACUCUUCAUCAGGAUCGCCUCUUCCAUCAGGUGAGGAUGAACCCAGACGGCUGUUGCCAUUGAUUGAGGAUGGAGUAUUUGAUGAACGGCCAUCUUCACAGGCCUCGCAGGUGUCAGCUAGGACAAUAACUUCCAUGGCUUCUGUUGCAUCCAGCCACGGAACUGGACUUAAUACCACAUCACGGCAGAGAACACAUCGCUCUUCUUCUACAUCAACACUGCCUCGUAGACCCAAGUCACUCAACCUCUCCUUCCAUACAGUGGUCUUUGAGAAGGGCCAUGGCAAGAAGGGGCUUGGAUUCUCUAUUGUUGGAGGAAGGGACUCUCCGAAGGGCAAUAUUGGCAUCUUUGUUAAAACUAUUUUUCCAAGUGGCCAAGCUGUUGAGGAGGGAACACUAAAGGAGGGAGAUGAGAUUUUCGCUGUAAAUGGCGAGAGCCUAGCUGGAGCAAGUCAUGCCGAGGCAAUAGCUAUGUUUAAGGCCAUCCGCAGUGGAAAAGUGGUGCUUCACGUGGGUCGUCGGACUCCUUCAAAGAAAAGAGCACACAAAACUAAAUCAUUUGAUGAUUUAGAUAAGUUUGAAGAGUAAAAAUGCCAGCAGUGAAUCCAUAAGCUGUACAAAGUGAA